AUGGAUACAGACACGGACAAGAUUAUUAUAAACGUUGGUGGAAAACGCCAUGAGACGUACGCCAGCACGCUUCAAACCAUUCCCGACACGAGGCUUUCAUGGUUAGCAGGCAGUUACCUUAACAGUGAUACUAAACAAGAAUUUUUCUUCGACCGAAAUCCAAAAAUCUUUGGUAUCAUUUUGAACUAUUACCGCACAGGCCAUCUCCAUGCGCCGAGGGAUUUCUGCGGUCCGCUGUUUCAAGAGGAGCUGGCGUUCUGGGGAAUCGAAGAGAGGGAGAUGGAAGCAUGUUGUUGGCCAUAUUACACGCAACACCGAGACGCUGAGAAAAAUUUGAAGGAUUUUGUAGGACCUGAGUUUGAGGAUUCUGAUGAGAACGACGACGACGAAUUUUCACCGGAAUUCGAUUCAACAUACGGUCAGGCCACUUCUUUGUCAUGGUGGACAAUAUACAGACCUAAAGUUUGGGCCGUGUUGGAUGAUGCUCAUUCGUCUACCAAGGCUAAGGUAUUAAACAUGUUUGAGAAAUAUGUUACCACUUUUUUUUGUAUAGAUGCGUACAUCCGGUUUAAACUCUGCAGAUCACGAUUUACAGAUGAAGUCUUUUAUGUGACUUGAUCUGUUGCUUUUCUGAUGAAAUGAUUUAUUUCGUUUUAAGACUCAAGAUUGAAAGAUCCUUCUUUACUGUCGUUUUUCUAAUUGAAAUAUAUCCAACCAAACCUGAUAGGGGAACGAAAUGAAAGUUUUCAAAAUAAAUUAUCGCAGCGCUCGCUAAACAGUGCACGAGGAAUUAUUUACUUGGUAGGUUUUGCCUCCUGAGUAAACAGCGGCUUAUCCUUGCUUAAACGCUCGUGCUUGUACAAAUGCAUGAAUGGAGACAGCAAAUCAUAGACAACAUCAGAGAUAUUCACGCAAAAUAUAGUAUUCAGUGGCUUACAUUGAGUGAAAGCAAACUGCUGAGUUGAAGUUGAAAAACGAAUUAAAAAUCACAACAUUAACAAAUGCUAACAUCGACGAAUGAACUUCGCAUAAAUCUCAUUUUUUUGUUUACAUUUGGACGGGUUUGCCUAGGGUAACAACCAUAUUUUCUCAUUUUCAAAGUUGGUUUUGUAUCCUUUCAGUCAGAGCUUUAGACUUUAAGUCUAGUUGAGCCAAAUGAAAACAUACCCUUCUGAUGUUACAAUUACAAUAAUAUUAGUGCGAUGUUUUGCGAGAAUAUGGCUUUUAAAUGCGCUUGCUUUGAUGUCGACUUUAUAGUUUUGCCCCCGGGUCUACAAAGCAGCAGGAACAUAAGAUUAAUCUUGUAUUCCUAUUUUAAAUUUUUAAAGCUUAAAAACUUCUCAGGAAAAAAUAAUCUGGCCGCGAAACGUUAAAAUGGUCUGGAGUUUAUGUACUUUUUGGGGGUAUUUAUGACCGAAAUGAAAUGCAAGACUUAAACAAGAUCACUAUGUUUUGCCGAAUGAAAGAACCUUCUCGGUUUUUGACAGCUGGGCCAUUUCCGAUCGAGAAUUUUGCAUUUGUUUGCCGUCAGCUAUCAAAAAUAGCAUUGUUUUCAUCUAUGGCAACGCAAAAGCUUAUGCAUAAACAGACCCAAUCAAUGGAAGAGCAUCACAAACUUCAGUAAGAAAUCAGUAAAUUUACGGUGAUUUUGAUUCCACGGCCGUUCUGCUUAAUGCCACCAUUUUGAACACCUCACUCGCUUAAAAUAUUAUGGCUUUUUUUAAAACCGUCUGAUACCUUGGUUGUUAAAUUAGUUUCUUUUGAAUAUUUAUGGACCGCUUAAGUUAACACAGACUAAUUCCAAGGAAUCCCUUUGAAUUUAGAAGCAACCAGUGCUCAUUUGUUUCAGUUUGAUUCUAUCAAAACCCAAUGGAAGACAAGGACGCUUCAAAAUAUUAGGAAGGCAAUAUCAUUGCCUAGGCAUUACCAGCAAAAUGUAUCAAAAUAAACUUUAUAUUACUUUCACGCUUUUUUUGAAAUGGUGACAUAUUUAAAAAACAAGCUUAUUUUAUGCCAGGUGAAGGAAAAUCCCUGUCAACAUUCAAAUCGUCGGCAGUGUUUGUAUCUCAUUCAGGAUUUGUUCUCUCCGAAGUUCAUGUUAGUUACUCUUACUGGUGAUAAAAAUUUCUUUCUGCUAAUUUGUCCAUUUUCUGAAAAUUGCAUAUUGGCGCUUACAAUCGCAAUUUAUGCAGAUGCCAUGUUUUUCUGAUAUCUCGCACAAACACAUCAACGGAUUAUUUCUAAUCUAGCUUUUUCUUUUAUUGCUAAUCAUUGUAUAAAGGUUUUAACACGACGUCUCGCAAGAUGAGAUCCAGAUUUAUCUCUGGCCCAGUCACAGCAAAGUUCGUCCUAUGAAAGCAGCUUUUGUAAUCACGAUUGUCGCGUCUGUAGAAUUGUUCUCUUUCAAACCAGAAAUUUAAUUUCAAACCAGAAAUUCAAUUUAAAUUGGCUUUGGAAUAUAUGUCAAACAAAGUAACCACGGUCCAAACGAAGAUUACUUUGGAGUCAGAUUGUCCGCCGUCUAAAGAAAAUCCGCAGUAUGAGAGUUUGUCGUUGGCAGACAUUGCUCUUUUAGAUCAGUGCGCGAAAAGCUCAUUUAGAUCAGUGUACGAAAAAGCAUUCGUCUCAUUCCCGCUUUGACAAAGUACUCGCCUGGCACAAGUUUAAAUCAAUGCUAAAAUAAUCAAUAAUAAUUGGAAGUAUCUUACAUAGAUGUAUCAGUCCACAAGCGUGGGAAAAUGCCGACGACCUUUUCGGGUGCCGCGAGUUUUCACAAGCAAGUCGACUACGAGUUUAAAUAACGCCCACGUAAUCCGUUCACUUAAAAACUGCUGUUACAAAAGGCUUCCUACUUAAGCCUCGUGAAAACUUUAGUGAUAAUACCCAAAUGUUCGAUAUAUCCAGUGAAGGGAGGGGGGGAAAUAUAUUGAUAUUUGAAAGAGCAUUGGAAAUAAUCAGUCUUGGAAGACUUCUCUAAAAGCUUUUAUUCGCUUUUCAGGUCUUCGCUUUAACUUCUCUGUUUAUGAUUUUGGCGUCUGUGGUAUCCAUGUGCGUCUUGUCCGUGGUACAGGAUAAAAAUAAUGUCUACAUUAGAGGUUUUGAGUACGCCUUUUGUGCCUGGUUCACUUUGGAAUUUGGCGCAAGGUUGUUAUUUUGCCCACACAAGUUGGCUUUCUUUAAAGAAAUUAUGACGUGGGUCGAUCUUAUAUCGUUGUUACCUUUUUAUGAAGACAUAAUUUUUGGUACCAGUAUAUUAAAUUUUCUUCGAGCCGUGAGACUUAUACGUACAUUUCGUGCACUGAAAGUGUUCGCCUUCACAAGCGGUUUACAGAUUAUAGUGCAAUCACUCAAAGCGAGUUUCAGAGAAUUGAUCCUACUGCUGAUAAUUCUCCUCAUUCCAGUUGUCGUGUUUUCAAGCGUGUUGUUCGAAAUCGAAUCCGAUCAACCCAAACAGAAGGACUUUAAGAACAUCCCACAGGCAUUUUGGUGGGCUAUCAUUACCAUGACAACAGUAGGCUACGGCGAUAUGGUACCGAUCACGAUCCCUGGGCGAAUCAUUGGAGGAAUCUGUGCCAUACUUGGCGUGCUUAUUGUGGCGUUGCCUGUUUCGGUUAUUGGCAAUAACUUUUCCACUUAUUACUCUCACGCGCAAGCAAGGCUGAGCCUUCCAAAGAAAAAGCGUCGCUUGAUCAUGUGUGAAGCCAAACUGCGGGCUAAUCCUAGACAAGGGCAAUCACCUUCCAGUUCAACAUCACUACGUGCAAAUGGAGUUCACGAGGUCCCAGAGGUCGUGACUGAGACACCAUCCAGGACAGGCUCUGCCACAAAAUACCGACGCUACCACCGCCGUUCUAGAAAUACUCUAUUUGCGCAUGGUGAUGUCUAUAUAGGGCCAACAAGGUUUGAUAGGCCUAAGCUUCAUCACGCUGAAACAUGCAAUGAGGAGGAAAAUGAGAAUGAAAGCGAGAGUGAAACAGGGAAAAGUGAAUGUCCCACCGCAAGGGAAACAACAAGCAGCGGCGACUUAGACAAUGUGGUAGAAAAAGGUGGAACCUUGCCACCUCAGGCUAGUGAGGAACUUCCUCGUAUUUCGGCGCUCCCUAGAAAUUUCACACUCAUUAACUCGAUGCAUGAGAGCGAAGAAAUUAUCGAAGAGGAUUCGAGGCCUUCUUCCGUUCUUUCUGAACGUCGCGGGACAAAAAAGAAAAAGCUGCACCCUGGUGUCCAAUCAUCUCGCCGUAAAAAAUCCAAUAGCUCUCUCUCAAGGUCAUGGAUAGAACUAAAAGCUCAACAAGCGCAAUCACCACAAGAGAACGGGCAUCCUCAGAGUUCCCGCGGGAACAAAGCUCGCGUGUCCUCGGUGGAUACACGGGGAUCACCACAGGAGAAGGGGCGUCCUCAGAGUUCCCGCGGAAACAAAGCUCGCGUGUCCCCGGUGGAUGCACGGGGGAGUUACAAAAACCCGGGUAUGGAAAAGGAGAGUCCCUCGAAUUUAUCCUCAUCCCGGAUUUACUCCGUACCCUCGUUUAAGGUGGACAGUGAGACUACCCGACUGGAUAAAGGAGAUAUGCCUGGCGAAGAGAUCAACUCAAACUCGGCGAUUGUAAAUGAUAGCAAUCAUAGAACUGGUAAAUCAUCGGAGCACGAUUUUGCCAACGGUUUUAUAGCUUAA
This is a messenger RNA of Pocillopora meandrina, 4672 nucleotides long. NCBI's taxonomy places the organism in Eukaryota, Metazoa, Cnidaria, Anthozoa, Scleractinia, Pocilloporidae. The record is from the annotation of a GenBank genome assembly.